Messenger RNA from Acanthopagrus latus (yellowfin seabream), 5947 nucleotides. RefSeq names its product tumor protein p53 binding protein, 1 (gene tp53bp1). Gene Ontology annotation, cellular component: nucleus. The record is from RefSeq and is a predicted model, not a curated record. Bases 288 to 5540 code for a protein of 1750 amino acids. NCBI's taxonomy places the organism in Eukaryota, Metazoa, Chordata, Actinopteri, Spariformes, Sparidae. The transcript is spliced from 28 exons. Gene Ontology annotation, biological process: DNA damage checkpoint signaling; positive regulation of transcription by RNA polymerase II. Gene Ontology annotation, molecular function: histone binding.
AAAUGAAUCUAAUGAUGCAGAUCGUCGUCUGAGUGAAGCGGCUGUGUGUGACUCCAGAGGAAACGAGCAUGGGAUCUACAUUAAAAAAUGCCUUUGCAUCUUUACGUGCCAUGCGUGUGUACUCCACACCCUGACUCUCAGCAAAACAGAGGCAAGGGAGGACUGAGCGAUGUUGGACGCGUUAUUAUUGCAACCGACGGGACGGUGAAACAAAUUGGAAGACGCGAGAGCUGACGUAUUGAUUCCUAAGCUAACAGCAGCUCGUCUCCUGCCCUCGGCCUGACCUCAUGGAUCCCAGCGGAAGUGAACUGGACUCCAGCCUGCCUCAGCCCGAGAACCCGUGUCUGAUCGUGGAGGACUCCCAGCCGGACAGCGUCGCCCUGGAAGACGAUCCCGAGAGCAGCUACCGAGCUCUGCUGGCCCGUCGCCUGUCCAGCCUGCAGCCCACCGCCCGCAGCCCGGUUCUGGAACUGAUUUCCUCCCCACUUGGAAGCCGAAGCUCCCAGACUGACAGCCAAUCAGAGAGCUCCCAGAGUAACAACCAGGCUGACCCCGGCAUUCUAACGUCUGCUGACCCCAGUUCAGCAUUCCAGGAGGAGAGUCAAGUUCUCAACAUCUGCCCUCCUCCGAACAAGAAGAAGUGUUCACCAGAGGACACGGACAUGGAGUCUGGAGCUGAUUCCACAACACACUGCAUUCAGUCUGAGGAGGGACACUCUCAGUUUGGUUUCCUGGAGCUCUCUCAGAGUCAAGAUCUGCGCGGUGAGGUGAUGAACAGUCGGGAAGAAGAAGAAGAAGAAGAAGAAGACGACACCGUGCCUCAGCCAGACAGUGAGAGACGCACCAAAUUAGCGGCGGAGCAGAACGUCAGCCCCAGGACUUCAGAGAGUCGGGACAACAAGGCAGUGAGAUCAGAGGUGAGCUCCAGCAGCUCACUGGAGUCUCCGGGUCAGUCCGGCAGGCAGCUGAGUGUUCAGGCUCUGCUGCACUCACAAGGCCUCCAGGCCUCGUCUGAGCAGGACCAGCAGGACUGUGAGAUCCUGUCCUCACAGGAGGACAUGUUUGACCCUGACAAGACAGGCGCUGCAGUCGACAGCACCGUGUCUGAGCCGGAGCAGCAGGGUCCGCCCACGUCGACACCAGCCAGCACCCUGCGACUGCUGCACCUGUCCGGACAGGGAACACUGGUGCAGGAGAGUCUGUCACAGAGCUCUGUUGACUACGUCGCUCCCACUCCAGACAACUUCUCCCACACGCCUUUAAUUGUUCCCAGCUCACCAACCGAAGCAGAGAAUGAACACGGUGCUGAUGAACCGAUGGACACUUCUCUGCCCCCUGAAGACCGAGCAGCGGAAAAAGAAGAACCGAUGGACACGGAGGCCGCCUCUAAGCCACACCCAUCUGCUUCUACUCCUGUAUCCCAGAAUUCCCCUGGUUUUGUGUUGGAGCGAACCCUCUCGAUUCCCUCCCAGCCAGAGUUCUCCCAUGACGUGUUCAUCCCGACGCAGAGUCAGGAGGCACCGCAGCAGUCAGAAAAGAAGACGGAGUCACAGUCUCAGCGUCUUGACUCGGCUCCUUUCAGUUUGCCUUUGCAGCUCUCGGUGAACACUGAGAGCAACAGUCCAGCUCAGCAGACGCCUCAACACCAGGAGGAGGACAGCCAGGCCACGCAGAUAGAAGACCUGGAGGAGCCGCCCGGCGCCGACACCAGCGACUCUGUGACCUCACACAGCGAUCAGAGGAGCAAGAGCAACGGUGUCCCGCCAGAGUCACAAACUGCCACCAGUUCCAAAGCUUCCACGUCUUCUGAAACAGCAAAGCAUCGCAGCGAAUGUGCCAAGGACGAGCAGUCCAAGACCAACCCGUCACAGAAGUCUGACCUGCACAAAACGACUUCUUUGAAUGUACAAAAUGUGAAUGUAAAAGACACAAAGGAGGCGAGCUCUGCUGACGUUGUAUCCUGCUCUCAACCAAAGUUUGAUUCCUCGGAUCUGACUGUGAACAGCUGUGUGCAGGAGACUCUUUCAGACACGACGCCCUGCAGUUUGCCCUCUCAGUCCAUGAUCUCUCAGACGUCUGCUGUGGAUGUGGUGAAGAGCUCUGUAGACUCGAGAGCAAAGAGUCAGUCUGUAGAAUCAUCCUCACAAAAGUGUGGAGCUGUUGGAAACAGUCAAAGAGUCAAAGACAUGAUGGACGAGCGUGACCAGGGUGAAGCAGAAGAGGAGGAGGAGGAGGAGGUGAUGGAGGAGGAGGAGGAGGAGGAGGAGGAGGAGGAGGAGAACACAGUGGGAGGCAGGGCUUCAGGAAUGGCUCUGCUUCUCUCCCAGAGCCAGCUGUUGUCUCCUGAGCCCAUGGAGGAGGACAGUGAGGACAGAGGAGAGGACAGUGUCAUCGUCGUCACAGACAGCGAGCGAGACUCUCAGAUCCUUCAGAAGGAUGUGACGCCGCAGUCGAAGGCCAACAGUUCCCAGCCAAUCAGAGACAAAGUGACUGCUUCCACCAACGGCCACGAGUCCCAGGCUCAGGUGAAGAAGGUGCACGUGGAUUCUGAUAGGCUGUCUCAGACUGAGAAGACGGGACCAGAACCAGAGGGGCUCAAAGAUAAGAGCCUGAGUGACAGCUCGGGAGAGAUUUCGUUCCACUUCACACUUCCUAAAGAAGGCGAGCUGAUUGGUCCUGUCGUCGGUGCCACGCCCCCUCUAAUCAACCAGCUGAAGCAGACGCUGAGACACAGCACUCCCAUCGAGAUCACUUCCUUCAACGAUAAGUCAAAUGUGGCGAGCGAUGUGUCUGCAGAUGUGGCGAUGGCGGCCAGUGCCAUCACGUCGGGGGACAGCGGGGAGGACACGGUGGAGAAGGGAGACGGGAAGCUGAGUCUGAGGAUGAAGCUGGUGACUCCCGUGGAAGAAGGCAGCUCGGAGCGCUUCAGCCUGCAGAAGCCAACACUAUCAGAAGAGGUUGGAUCUGGGAUCAAGGCUACCACCGUUGCAAAGGCUGUAACCAGCAGCCCGUCAGUGUUCAGUCGUGUCAGGCAGGUGCACAGGCAGCAGGACGCAGAGGACGACACCACACCUGUCAGAGGGGAUCUCUUCGCCUCGCCGCAGAGGAGCUCCCAGGCGUCCUCGCUGGGAUGCAACAGCCUUCCAAACAGCCAAUCGGAGCCGUCGCAACAGGAAGCGCUGGCUACAUCGCAGGAGAACCCCAAGGAUCGUCCCGGCCCUGCAGAGCAGUCGCAGGGCGGGCGAGGACCACCUGAAGCUCCGGAGCAGCCCAACACUAUCAGGACAGAGGCCAGGCAGAGGGUCUCCCAGCAGGUCUUUGACAACAGCAUCAGCUCCAGUCCGUCCAAGCUCCGUCAGCGGACAGUUUCCCAGCAGACCAGCUUCGAUGCUCCGGGGCUGCGCUCCCCAGCUGGCAGGGGUGAGCGAGAGACUCCGUCCUUCAGAAGAAACACAGGCCCCUCCCACCGCAGACACGUGCGCACCAUCCAGGAAGUAAGGACCACCAUCACACGGAUCAUCACAGACGUGUAUUAUGAGGACGGCAAAGAGGUGGAUCGCAAAGUCGUGGAGGAGAGCGAGGAGCCAGUGGUGGACUGCCAGGUGUUGGACAGCGACAUCUCUCCGUGCCGCACAGGCAGCAGCUCCGUGACCUCUGGUGACCUGGCUGACAUCAGCUCUCUGUCCUCCAAGGCGUCCAGCCUGCAGCACAGUUCUGGAGGAACCAGCGGCAGCACGAGCCUCAGCAGGCCAGACUUCAUCAUGCCGCCCAGCCGAGGAGCCAAAUCCAUCAGUCCCAGGAGGGGAGGCGGGCAUCAACAGAGGGGUCACAGGGGUCACAGGGCAGGGUCAGUGUUCGCAAUGGACAGAGGCUUCGGCACCCCGGGGUCCCGGGCCUUCGUCCCACUGAGCCCCAGAGGACGGGCCAGAAGGGGCCGGCCUCCGUCCCGCUCCCCCAUGUCCAGGAGAGGUGGAGGUGGUGGUGGCUCACUGCAGAGGCUUGACGGUCCGUCACAUUACUCCUCGGAGGACGAGCCCUUCACCCGCAUGCUGCCUCCACGCCUCCCCACCAGCCCCACAGACGCCGAGCUGCCCAGCCACUCCGACUCCCUCAGGUCAUCGUCGGAGGAGGCGAGCUCGGCCGGGAGCAGCUUCGUCGGCCUGCGGGUGGUGGCCAAGUGGUCGUCCAACGGCUACUUCUACUCGGGCCGCAUCAUCAAAGACGCCGGCGAGGGGAGAUUCCGACUGAGGUUCGAUGAUGGUUACGAGUGUGAGGUGGCGGGGAAGGAUAUCCUGCUGUGUGAUCCCAUUCCCCUGGAGACGGAGGUCACCGCUCUGCUGGAGGACGAGUAUUUCAGCAUAGGUGUCGUCCGGGGCCAUAAGACUGAGGGGCAGGACUUGUUCUACAAUGUGGAAAAGGACGGUCAGAAGCAGUGGUACAACCGGACCGCGGUCAUCCUGUCUCUGGAGCAGGGCAACAAGCUGAGGGAGCAGCACAGCCUCGGGCCCUACGAGCCCUCCACUCCCCUGGCAAAGGCCUCCGACAUCAGCCUGGAUAACCUGGUGGAGGGGAAGAGGAGGCGCAGAGGAGGCCCCGCGGGUGAGAACACUCCCAACCGCGGCUCCUCCAGCAGCCCCCGGACCCCCGGCACCUCCAGCAAGAGGAAACUGAUGAGCUCCGAGGACGACAGGACGCCGGCCAAGAGAGGCCGCAGGGGCGCCAGAGCCGCUCAGCGGGUCGGUGUGUGUAACACCUCCGGCAGCGGCACAGAUCUCCCCGGUCGGUCUUGUGACGUGGCAGAGACUCACGGCCCGCUGCCCCAGAACACGUCUCUCUUCAUGGGCUUUGCCUUCAUGCUGACCGUCUCGUCCGAGUGCGACCGGCUGACCAACAAGCUCAGCAGCGACGAGGAGGAUGAAGGCGAGGAUUACGUGCAGACAGGUCCGUAUAACAAAACAUACACAGAGUCUCAACUGCAGGCAGGUGGAGGCUUCAUCCUGCCGGACUUCAACGAAGAACAGUGUAAGGCUGCUUACCAGAGUCUGCUGAUCGCAGACCAGCACUGUCGCACAAGAAAGUAUCUGCUGUGUUUGGCCAGCGGGGUGCCGUGUGUGUCGCACAUGUGGGUGAGAGACUGCUGCAAAGACAACAAGCUGCUCAACUACAGGAACUACCUGCUGCCGGCUGGUGUGGGGCCGGACGACUCCAUCGUAGAAUGGCAUCCCCGCUGCAGCCCGUUCAAGGCUCUGCGGGUCCUGCUGGUGUUUGAGAAGCCGGUGGAGCUGUGGGCGCAGCUGAUCACACUGGGCGGAGGCUCGUCUGUCCGACAGUUCCAGACCGACAAGGACAGUUCAGACAUUCCUGCCGGAAAGUAUGACGUCGUGGUGACAGACCGUGCCUGUCCACCAUUGGUAGAGAAAAAUGUGACAUCACAGGAAGUCCCGCUGGUGUCUCCUGAGUGGCUCAUCCAGAGCGUCAUCCGCGGAGAGUGCCUGGGUUUCCACAGCAAGCCUCAGUAUCGCCAUGACUACUCGUCAUAAUCCGACUCUACACGUGCAAAAUGCCUUCGACCAUGUUAAAUGUUCAUUACGGCGCCCCCUCAGGGUCACGGUGCAGAUUUUUUUAGGACUUGUUCUGUGUUCCAACGUAAUCAUGUUCUCCUUCAGUUCCUCCUGAGCAGCGUUAUUAUGGAUCAAACACAUCGACCUCUCCUGCGAUCAGUGUGUUUGAUUAAUUACGACGCAGCUCAGAAAGAACUGACAGAAAAAAAACAUUGUGGGGAAACGCAAAAAUGAUCAUGACGUAACACAAAAGUAGUCCGAGAAAAAUUCCCCCCAUGACCCUCAGAGGUCUCCGUAGUUCAGCAUUAGUUCUGUUGCAUGCCUCUGCUGUAUAUACCUUUAUCCUGUCUGUUUUUAUGGGAUAAUAAACUGUGACCCUUGUUUCA